ACAAAAUUUAGGAUGAGCACCUGGAAUCCAGCGAACGAUGUGGAUUUGCUGUCCGGUUCCGAGGAUGAAGAGGACAUUGCCAUGAAGCGCGACUACCAUGGGCGCGAGGCCAUCCUGUUCGUGGUGGACGCCAACUUGCAGACGGCCGGCAUAGGACGCUUGAUGGAGGCGCUGAACAUCAUACGCACGGCAUUCAUCUCGGGAAUGUUGGUCAACGACAAGGACCUGAUAGGCCUGGUGUUCGCCAACACCAAACACAGCCCCCUGCCGCUGGAGGCGUCCUGCGUGGAGACUAUAGUUGUGCCCGAGAACUGUGCCGUGUUUCUACCGCUUCGUCAGCUGACCAAACCCAUUGUGGAGCAUUACCUGGAGUUUAUGGGGACGGUGGAGAGCCAGUUUGCCACCGAGUAUGGGCUGGUGGAGCCCGACGGGCGUGGAAAAUUCGAUCUCAUGAUCCGGCUGUGUAUCGAGUUGCUGGAGAAGUGCGGCAAGAAGCUGAACAACGCGAAGAUUGCGUACGUGACGGAUGUGGACACGCCGCAUCUGCCCUCGAGCAACGAGUUUCAGGCGGCUCUGCAGAAGGCCAUCGAUCUGGAGGGCAAGGAGUUCGAGUUCCAUGUCAUUCCCAUGAACGACGACUUUGACUACUGUCCUUUUUACAAGGAAUUUAUAACCCUGUCGCGAGCCAUUGAAUUAGACGCCUUCGUUGAACCCGAUCCUUCACUGCUGCGAGAGAUGCUGGCUGAUCGCAAAUUGAAGCAGGACUUUUUGCGGCGCUGCCUGGGCCAUUUCGCCUUCCACCUGGGCCCCAAUCUGUCCAUGUCCGUGCAGUACUACAAUUACUUCCAGCGACGGGCCCUUCCGCGCAAGGUGCAGAUAAUGCGGCGGGACAACAGCGUGGUGAGCACCAAGCGCCAGAUCAUAGUGCGCAAGCAUGAAGGGGAGGAGAUUAAGCACGAGUAUCAGAUGAAGGCGAACCAGGGCUGGUACAAGUUCGAUUUGGGCGAGAAAUCGUUGAGACUGACCAUGACCCGGAUGGACAUGGUUCGAAACAUGCACAAGCCCCACAUGCAGCUCCUGGGGUUCAAGCACCGCUCAGCCCUGCCCGAGGUGCUCUACAGCAAGCCCUCGAAUUUUAUGUAUCCCGACGAUCAGAGCAUUAUUGGAUCGAAGCGCUUGUUCCGGGGCCUGUGGGAGCGCUGCUUGCAGCGAGAGAAGAUCAUCGUCUGCCUGUUCAUGUCCAAGCGUAAGUCGAUUCCGCGCUAUGUGGUUUUGGUGCCUGUUCAGGUGGAUAAGUCGGAGGUCAAGAGCUAUCGGUCGCAGCUCUGCGGAGAUGGCUUCAAGAUCGUCUAUCUGCCGGAAGCCAAGCACAUUCGCCACAUAGACAUGUGCGAUUGGAACAACACUGCCAAUUCAGCCGACGAUGAGAAGGUGGACUUCUUCCAGAAGAUCAUCAAGAGGCUCCGCAUCGACUAUCAGCCAAACCUGAUCAAUGAUCCCAGUCUGGACUACCUGCAGGCCAAUUUGCUCGCUUUGUCCCUGGACAUUACAACGGACAGCAAGGGAAUCGACGAACUGCUAGACACAACGGCGCAGGACAAACGAAUCGAAAAAUAUAUGCCCGAUUACGAGAGGCUCUUCGACGUGGAGGCGGUUCCCUCCAAGAAGCGCCCGGCCAAAGCCUCCGCGAAUGGAGCCAGUUCGUCAAAGAUGCCCAAAAUCGAUAUGAAACAAAUCGAGAGCUACGAAUUUGUCGAGUAUUUGAUUGCGGAGGAACGUCUAACCAGCUGCACGGUCGCCCAGCUGCAGUGGAUCCUUCAGAAGCACUUCGAUGAGAAUUUGCCCAAAUCUUCGCCCAAGGACAGACUGGUGAAGUGCAUAGUGGCAUUGAGUGCCGGAAAGGCAGGCACAUAGAAUGUAAAUUGAUGUAAAAAGUAUAAUUUGUAAGUAUUAUUGCUAGUUUUUAAGAAGUUUUUGGUAACUGAAUUUCUUUUUUUGUUCGCCGUACACUGGGGAUAUAAUUCCUGGUACAUCUGAAGGCUUUAUUUUCCGGAAUUCAGUUUUUCCUUGUUAAAUAUGAAUAAACAUAAAUAUCCAAGAA
This is a messenger RNA of Drosophila persimilis, 2101 nucleotides long. It is a transcript of the gene Irbp, whose product is annotated as ATP-dependent DNA helicase 2 subunit 1. The transcript is spliced from 2 exons. The record is from RefSeq and is a predicted model, not a curated record. Bases 13 to 1914 code for a protein of 633 amino acids. Gene Ontology annotation, cellular component: Ku70:Ku80 complex; nucleus. Gene Ontology annotation, molecular function: double-stranded DNA binding; DNA helicase activity; damaged DNA binding. Lineage: Eukaryota; Metazoa; Arthropoda; Insecta; Diptera; Drosophilidae. Gene Ontology annotation, biological process: cellular response to gamma radiation; cellular response to X-ray; telomere maintenance.